This is a messenger RNA of Lolium perenne, 1276 nucleotides long. RefSeq names its product FLUCTUATING-LIGHT-ACCLIMATION protein 1, chloroplastic. Gene Ontology annotation, cellular component: chloroplast. Lineage: Eukaryota; Viridiplantae; Streptophyta; Magnoliopsida; Poales; Poaceae. The record is from RefSeq and is a predicted model, not a curated record.
AUGGCGGCGAUCGCUACCCGCCUGCACCACUCCCCGCCUGCCCUCCGACGCGGCGGACCUCCGUCGAACCCCUUCCUCCGCUUCGCCUCCUCGCCGCGGAUCGUCAUCCGGUCCCGGGCCGCGGCGACCCCUCCGCUGGGUCCAGUCGCUGCGCGCGGCGACGGAGACGAGGACGAAGCACUCCUCUACCCGGAGCCCCGUCGGAACCCGCUCAGCCUCGCUCCUCUGCUCGUCGCCGCGGCGGCGGUGGCGGCAACCCCGCAGACCGCGCUCGCCCUAAGAAGAAGAAGGAGGGGGUGGAGGCCACUCGAUCACGAGUCGGUCGGCACAGCGGUGGAUCCCCCGAAACCCCCGAGCGACAUGUGGUUGUGGGGCGGCUUCGCCGCGGUGUUCGCCAUGAUCGCCGUCGCCGCGAAGAACGGCUGGAUACGGGACGAGCGGACCUCCGUGGUUAAGUUGCAGGUCGCGCUGCGUGGUAGGGAGAUGGUAAAACCAGUCCAGAAGGAUCUUAAUGCGAUUGCUGAGAGGGUGCAGGCUUCGAAUCGCCAAUGGUACAAGUUCAUAUUGACUGAGACCCUGGAUACCUUGCGCCGUCACCAGUCUUUCUGCAUCUCCUCAUGCUUAUCAGUUGUCAGGAAAAACGGAUGGGAGGACGAAGAUGAUUCUUGGAAGGCACAUUUUGACAGAGUUUCUGCCCAGGAGAGAAGAAAAUUUGAUGAAGAAACGCUUUCGAACUGGAAUGGGGUCAAGCAAAAGAAAACCUACUCCAUGAAAACAGAUGGCAGCAAAAAUGAAUAUGUAGUGGUUACCAUUCUUGUUGCUGCUGAGGGAACAAUGGAGCUCCCUGAGGCGAUCAGAAGCGCCGCAGAUCUGGACGCAGUAGCAGCAAGGCUCAACUCCACGCCUGAAAGUGAACUUCGGGGUGUUCGAGUCCUGUGGACGCCUCAAGAUGCGGAUGACGUUCUCUCGGAGGAGAGGAUGCGGAAGGAUUACCCGAACCUGAAACCCCUUGCGCGAUGAACAAAUAGGACAGCGUUCUGCUGCCCAUCACGCCCUUGGAUCCACCGUUUGAGCCAGGUCUUUUUAGUUAGAAGAACAUAUGCGGAUACUAGUUAUGGUAUCUGAUGGAGUGAUGGUAUACUUAUACCGAUCAUGCCUGUUCCUUUUCGGUUUCCUCUUUAUACAUAAUUCUACAGAAUGUAUCCGCACAGUUUGGUUAUCGAGCGAUGUGUGUUUAGGCCAGCCAUUAUGCAAGAAUAAUGAUGCUAACAAUCUA